AUGUCAGUAUCAGAGGAGUUUACUAUACAAACAGUUAAAUUUAUACAUUCAUUACUGGUCUCUAUACCUCAAUAUGCUUUAGGUUCCUUAUCUGCUAUAGCGAUCUUAGGGGCCACACCAGCGAGUGAUAAUAGUAAUAGAACUGGGGGUGGUGUUACAAUACUCAACUACAGGCUUUUUGGAUGGCAUGCUAAACAAAUGGAGCUCACCUCGGAACAGGAAGAAUGUAUGAAAGUAUGUGUAGCUGAAGCAUCAAUAUUAGAUCGCCUCAGCUACGUGGUAUCCAUUUACUACAUAGUAGUGGGGAUAUUUGCGGGAAUAGUCAGGGCAAUCGGACCAUGUAUCAAAGAGGAAUGGCCAUAUAUACCACUAGUAUUGGCUUGGACUUUGCCAGCAAUUUGUAGGAAGGCGGUAGGAGGAAUAGUGGUGGUCCACAAUCCCAAUAAAAGAAUUGUUGGGAAAAUAACAAUAAUAUUUAUGCUACUUUCACUGGUUCUACUUAGUAAUGCAAGGCCAUUAUGGGUAAAAGUUUUUGGAGACUAUUGCGCUGAUCCAACAACACCUUGUUUCAGCAUGUCAGAUAUUGUAAACAAGUGA
Molecule: messenger RNA, 597 nt
Organism: Entrophospora sp. SA101
Lineage: Eukaryota; Fungi; Glomeromycota; Glomeromycetes; Entrophosporales; Entrophosporaceae
Source: the annotation of a GenBank genome assembly